AUGGCCUUGGCCGGGCUGUGCGCCCUGCUCGCCGGCUGCUGCCUGGCAGCGGGGAGCGGCCCCGCCGAGGCGGCGGCGGAGUCGGCGGCCAAGGAGCUGGAGUGCAAGCUGAAGAGCAUCACGGUGUCGGCGCUGCCCUUCCUGCGGGAGAACGACCUCAGCAUCAUGCACGGCCCCUCGGCCGCCGAGCCCAAGCUGCUCUUCUCCGUCCGCAACGAUUUCCCCGGAGAGAUGGUGGUGGUGGAUGACCUGGAGAAUACGGAGCUGCCUUACUUCGUGCUGGAGAUCUCAGGCAACACAGAUGACAUCCCUCUGGUGCGCUGGCGGCAGCAGUGGCUGGAGAAUGGGACGUUGCUCUUCCACAUCCAUCACCAAGAUGGGGCCCCUGUCCUGCCUGGCUUUGACCCCACGGAUGAGCCCCAGACUGAAUCAGCAGAGGAAGAACUGAGGAUCCUCCACAUCUCUGUCAUGGGAGGGAUGAUUGCCCUGCUGCUCUCCAUCCUCUGCCUGGUGAUGAUCCUCUACACCCGCCGGCGAUGGUGCAAGCGGCGCCGGGUGCCACAGCCCCAGAAGAGCGCUAGCGCUGAGGCUGCCAACGAGAUCCACUACAUCCCCUCGGUGCUGAUCGGGGGCCACGGGAGGGAGAGCCUGCGAAACGCCCGGGUGCAGGGCCACAACUCCAGCGGGACCCUCAGCAUCAGGGAGACCCCCAUCCUGGAUGGCUACGAGUACGACAUCACCGACCUGCGGCACCACCUCCAGCGUGAGUGCAUGAACGGCGGCGAGGACUUUGCCAGCCAGGUCACCCGCACCCUGGACUCACUGCAGGGCUGCAAUGAGAAGGCCAGCAUGGACCUCACACCAGGGAGUGACAACGCCAAGCUGUCUCUGAUGAACAAGUACAAGGACAACAUCAUUGCCACCAGCCCUGUGGACUCAAACCACCAGCAGGCCACCCUGCUGUCCCACACUUCCAGCAGCCAGCGCAAGCGCAUCAACAACAAGGCACGAGCUGGCUCAGCAUUUCUCAACCCCGAGGGGGACUCGGGGACAGAGGCAGACACCGACCCCCAGCUGACCUUCUACACAGACCCCUCACGGAGCCGGAGGCGCAGCCGAGUGGGGUCCCCCCGGAGCCCCGUCAACAAGACUACCCUGACCCUCAUCAGCCUGACGAGCUGUGUCAUCAGCCUAGUCUGCUCCUCACACAUGAGCUGUCCCUUGGUUGUCAAGAUCACCCUCCACGUCCCUGAGCACCUCAUCGCUGAUGGGAGCCGGUUCAUCCUGCUGGAAGGGAGCCAGCUGGAUGCCAGUGACUGGCUGAACCCGGCGCAGGUUGUCCUCUUCUCCCAACAAAACUCCAGUGGGCCCUGGACCUUGGACCUCUGCGCCCGGCGCCUCCUGGAUCCCUGCGAGCACCAGUGCGAUCCCGAGACCGGUGAAUGUCUCUGCUAUGAAGGUUACAUGAAGGACCCCGUACAUAAGCACCUCUGCAUCCGGAACGAGUGGGGAACAAACCAAGGACCUUGGCCAUACACCAUCUUCCAGCGUGGUUUUGACUUGGUGCUGGGUGAGCAGCCAUCUGACAAGAUUUUUCGGUUCACCUACACCCUGGGGGAAGGCAUGUGGCUGCCACUGAGCAAGAGCUUCGUCAUCCCACCAGCUGAGCUGGCCAUCAACCCCUCAGCCAAGUGCAAGACUGACAUGACAGUGAUGGAGGACGCGGUGGAGGUCAGGGAAGAGCUGAUGACCUCCUCCUCCUUCGACAGCCUGGAAGUCCUCCUUGACUCCUUUGGCCCUGUCCGUGACUGCUCCCGGGACAACGGGGGCUGCAGCAAGAAUUUCCGCUGCAUCUCCGACCGCAAGCUGGACUCCACGGGCUGUGUGUGCCCAACAGGACUGAGUCCCAUGAAGGAUGGAACUGGGUGCUACGACCGUCACGUUGGUGUGGACUGCUCUGAUGGCUUCAAUGGGGGCUGUGAGCAGCUCUGCCUGCAGCAGAUGGUCCCACUGCCCGAGGAGCCCCUGCUCUACAACAUCCUCAUGUUCUGUGGGUGCAUUGAGGACUACAAGCUGGGCACAGAUGGGAGGUCAUGCCAGCUCAUCUCAGAGUCAUGCCCUGAGGCAGGGGACUGUGGGGAGCCCCAUGAGCUGCCCAUGAACCAGACACUCUUCGGGGAGAUCUUCUAUGGCUACAACAACCACUCCAAGGAGGUGGCACCAGGGCAGGUGCUCAAAGGGACUUUCAGGCAGAACAACUUUGCCCGGGGACUGGAGCAGCAGCUGCCAGAUGGACUGGUGGUGGCCACAGUGCCUCUGGAGAACCAGUGCCAAGAGGAGCUCUCUGACCCCGUGCCAGACCCUGAGUUCCUCACUGGAAUGGUCAAUUUCAGUGAGGUGUCUGGGUACCCCCUCUUGCAGCACUGGAAGGUCCAGUCUGUCAUGUACCACGUCCGACUCAACCAGCUGACCAUCUCCCAGUCCUUCAGCAACGCUCUUCACUCUCUGGAUGGGGCCACCUCCCGGGGAGAUUUUGUGGCACUGCUGGACCAGUUUGGCAACCACUACAUCCAGGAGGCAGUGUAUGGCUUCGAGGAGUCCUGCUCCAUCUGGUAUCCUAACAGGCAGGUCCAGAGGCAGCUCUGGCUGGAGUAUGAGGACAUCAGCAAAGGCAACUCCCCCUCAGAUGAAUCAGAGGAACAGGAGAGGGAUCCCAAGGUGCUGACCUUCCCAGAGUACAUCGCCAGUCUCUCCGAGUCGGGCACCAAGCGCAUGGCAGCGGGGGUGAGGAUGGAGUGCCAGAGCCGUGGGCACUGCCCUUCCUCCUGCCCACUCUGCCACCUCACCUCUGCUCCUGAUAUGCCAGCUGAGCCCAUCCUGCUGGAGGUCACCAAAGCUGCCCCCAUCUAUGAGCUGGUCACCAACAACCAGACCCAACGGCUUUUGCAGGAGGCCACCAUGAGCUCCCUGUGGUGCUCAGGCAGUGGAGAUGUGAUCGAGGAUUGGUGCCGCUGUGACUCCAGUGCCUUUGGGGCUGAUGGGCUGCCCACCUGUGCCCCUCUGCCACACCCCAUCCUGCGUCUCUCCACUGCUCAUGAGCCCAGCAGCACACUGGUGGUGCUGGAGUGGGGGCACUCAGAGCCCCCCAUUGGAGUGCAGAUUGUUGACUACCUCCUCCGUCAAGAGAAGGUGACUGACAGGAUGGACCAUUCCAAGGUGGAGACCGAGACAGUGCUGAGCUUCGUGGAUGACAUAAUUUCUGGUGCCAAGUCACCCUGUGCCAUGCCCGCCCAGGUGCCAGAUAGACUUUCCUCCACCAUCUCCCUCAUCGUUCGCUGCCUGGAGCCCGAUACCACCUACAUGUUCACGCUCUGGGGAGUAGAUAACACAGGAAGACGCUCAAGGUCCAGUGAUGUGAUGGUCAAGACCCCCUGCCCUGUGGUAGAUGAUGUGAAAGCUCAAGAAAUAGCAGACAAGAUCUACAACCUCUUCAAUGGCUACACCAGUGGCAAGGAGCAGCAAACAGCCUACAACACCCUGCUGGACCUGGGUUCCCCCAGCCUGCACCGUGUCCUGUACCACUACAACCAGCACUAUGAGAGCUUUGGGGAGUUCACCUGGCGUUGUGAAGAUGAACUGGGGCCCAGGUAG
Calypte anna (Anna's hummingbird) is the source of this 3651-nucleotide messenger RNA. It is a transcript of the gene ASTN1, whose product is annotated as astrotactin 1. The transcript has 22 exons. The record is from RefSeq and is a predicted model, not a curated record. Bases 1 to 3651 code for a protein of 1216 amino acids. Gene Ontology annotation, biological process: neuron cell-cell adhesion; neuron migration. Lineage: Eukaryota; Metazoa; Chordata; Aves; Apodiformes; Trochilidae. Gene Ontology annotation, molecular function: protein binding.